Molecule: messenger RNA, 1308 nt
Organism: Mucor velutinosus
Lineage: Eukaryota; Fungi; Mucoromycota; Mucoromycetes; Mucorales; Mucoraceae
Gene: MPC1
Product: pyruvate transporter mpc1
Exons: 2
Coding region: 1-1308 (435 amino acids)
Source: RefSeq, a predicted model, not a curated record
AUGCCUGUCAGCAAAGCGAGGCGAACAAUCAUUCAAGAUUUCCUAAAAGAGAAGCAAAACUAUAGCAGUGAGUGGUGUUGUUGCAAUAUCACUUUCUCGUCCAUCACCGACAUUGGACGUCAUGUCAACCAAUGUCACCAAGCCGAGAUUGAUAUCAGAGAGACCAAGAAACAAGAGGAGAAGCAAAAAAAAGAAAACAACCUAUACUUAUUGAAACAGAGGAGAGGAAAGAAGGGCUCUUCUGAUCCCAUCGCUACAGAGUGUCAAUGUCAGCUCGAGAAUUCCAAAGUGAUAUUGUUCUACAGAUAUACUCUGGUAAAGGACCCAGUCAAGUUUGCGUUGGAUCAUCAGUCAUAUUGUGGUAGCAUGACAGGCAAAGUGCGUAUCGCUGGUGAAGGCAUCAAUGCAACAUUGGCAGGCUCCAAUGAAGAUAUAGAUGCCUAUCUGAAUUGGCUUACAACAACACAACCUUUUGAAGAUGGUGCUUUGAGCGAACUGAGGCAGCCCGUCAGCUUGAAUCUAGACGACCCCACCACUGCUCGAUAUAAGUUUUUCAAACCAUCACAAGGAUGCAGCCACGUAUUCUCAGAGCUCUCCAUCAAACUCGUAGAUGAAAUCUGUCCCUUGGGUCAAACAACCGUUGUUUUAGGCAAAUUGCAGAAACCAGAUCAUGGACACGGCAAGUUAAGUCCUAGAGACUUUCAUGCCAUGCUAUCCAAGCGACAUCAAGAUGACUUCAUAUUGCUGGACACCAGAAAUUACUAUGAAAGCAAGAUUGGACAUUUUGAGGGUGCCAUUCAGCCACCUAUCCGAAAGUUCAGCCAAUUUCCAGACUAUGUGGAGCGCAACAAAGAUGCGAUGCAAGGCAAAACCAUCUUGACGUACUGUACAGGGGGCAUUCGCUGCGAAAAAGCCACGGCAUUCAUGCGUCAAGCAUUACCGGGCGAGGAAAUUUUUAUGCUGGAUGGAGGCAUACAUAACUACAUGGAAUGGUGGAAGCAUAAAGACAUUGACAGCGAGGACCCUGUGUGGCAAGGCAAAAACUACGUUUUCGACGCAAGACAAUCCUUGGGCCUCCAAGACGAUAGCAUAGUCAGUCAGUGUCAAACGUGUCAACAACCUUGGGAUAAGUACAAGAAAUGUGGGUCUGCUGGAUGCCAUUUAUUGGUUUUGUGCUGUGAUACCUGUUGUGCACCUGAUCAACAAGUGUAUUGCUGUGAUGACUGCCAUCAUGGCCAACAAAACGGGCUCUGUGCUUGCGAGAAAGAGCGAAGACAGAGAGAAAUGCAACGACUUCAAGUGCAGUAG